Messenger RNA from Lates calcarifer (barramundi perch), 4118 nucleotides. RefSeq names its product DnaJ heat shock protein family (Hsp40) member B5 (gene dnajb5). The record is from RefSeq and is a predicted model, not a curated record. The transcript has 6 exons. Gene Ontology annotation, cellular component: cytosol. Gene Ontology annotation, biological process: negative regulation of transcription by RNA polymerase II. Bases 1099 to 2208 code for a protein of 369 amino acids. Gene Ontology annotation, molecular function: protein-folding chaperone binding. Lineage: Eukaryota; Metazoa; Chordata; Actinopteri; Centropomidae.
ACACACACGCAUACAGUUUUUUUUUUUUUUUUAUCAGGUGAUUGCUAUUCUGUCAGCUAUCAGGACUCCCUCUAUCUCUCUGUCUCUCUCUCUCUCUCCAAAUAUGACUAUGUUUCCCUUCACUGUGGACCCCCGCACCUCUGACAUGCCUGCUCAGACUGCUGCAGGAGGAGAGACUUAAAAACAAAAGCCCACUGGUCUAAUUCAAAUUCUUCAGCCAGUACUUAACCCCUAAAUGUAACUCUGAGUCUGAGUGUGUUUGUGAACAGACCUUGAACAAAGAGUUCUGCUUCUGGCUGUCAGGGAGAGGGAGAAGGAGAGAGGGAGAAGGAGAGGGAGAGGGAGGGCUGGGUUUGCUCUCUCUCCAGACUGCAAACGGAUUUUUGAGACACAGACAGGACCAAGCAGGAUCGGACGCAAACAAGGCAGCAGCAGGCUCGCUUUGUUUAUUCUCCACAUUUUUUGUCGCCUGUGAUUGCAGUACCGACCAGCGUUAAAAUCCCAGUUGCGGUGGUGUGACGGGUGUGUGUAGGUUUAUGGCUGACUGAGAUGGGCAGUUGUCCGAGGUUUUCCAGGGAAACGUCAGAUGCGCUCGCGCUGUUUGGUCACCGGUUAUUUCAGAGCCUGUGAUCCCCUCCCGGCGGCGUCCUGACGUCAGUUUAUAAGGACCCCUCAGCGGUGCCGGGGCGGCAGGCAGAUAACGAGGGCUGGAGGAGGGAAAGAGACAUAGAGAAAGAGAGAGAGAGAGAGAGAGAGAGAAGCCGGACCAUGCUGAUCUGAUAUUCUCCGAGCAUUCUGGUGUCGUCUAUACCUGCCAGGCUGAUCUGACAGGGAGAAGCCCUUUGAUAAAGCAGAUGAAGGGGAUUCCUCUGCUCUGUACCUGACUCUACAUCAGCACGGCAACCACAUCCCCAUAGCAACAGGCACUAUGUGUCCACAUCUCCAAUUGUCACUAAACAGACUUCACAGUAAAGCCCCUGAAGAGCACACUCUGCACCUUUGCCAGUGACGGACCACGGCCAAAGCUGAAUAGAGUGUGUGUGGUGGUGGUGGUGGUGGGGGAGUCCCAGUCUUGAGAGUGUAUGCGUGUCCGCAGCUAUGGGGAAGGACUACUACAAGACCCUUGGCAUCCCCAAGGGCUCCAACGAGGAGGAGAUCAAGAAGGCGUACCGCCGCAUGGCGCUGCGCUUCCACCCCGACAAGAACAAGGAUGCCAACGCCGAGGAGAAGUUCAAGGAGAUCGCAGAGGCCUACGAGGUCCUCAGCGACCCCAAGAAAAGGGUCGUCUAUGAUCAGCUAGGAGAGGAAGGUUUGAAGACAGGAGGCAGCAGCUCCUCAGGCGCUCCUGGCAGCUCGACGUACCACUAUACCUUCCACGGAGACCCCCACGCCACCUUCGCCUCCUUCUUCGGCGGGUCCAACCCCUUCGACAUGUUCUUCGGCUCCAACCGCAGCCACAGCCGCUCCAACGGCUUCUCCUUCCACAACGACCACAGCAACGACGCAGAACAGGACGUGGACAUGGACGAGGACGACCCCUUCGCUCAUUUCGGGAGGCAGUUCGGCUUUCCGGGAGGGAUGAACAACGGAUUCCCCGGGGAGGGCCGCAGGAGGAGGGGUGGGGCGCCGUCGGAGCGCUUGGGGACCGGCCGAAAGCAGCAGGACCCCCCUGUGGUCCACGAGCUGAAGGUCUCGCUGGAAGAGAUCUUCCAUGGCUGCACCAAGCGCAUGAAGAUCACCCGCCGAAGGCUGAACCCAGACGGGCGGAGCAUGAGGACGGAGGACAAGAUCCUCAACAUCGUCAUCAAGAAGGGCUGGAAGGAGGGGACCAAGAUCACCUUCCCAAAGGAGGGGGACGAGACCCCUGAGAACAUUCCUGCCGACAUAGCCUUUGUACUUAAAGACAAAGGUCACGUCCACUUCAAGAGAGACGGUUCCAAUAUAAUUUAUAACUGCAAGAUCAGUCUAAAAGAGGCGUUGUGUGGCUGUACGGUUAGCAUUCCCACGCUGGAAAACCGCGUCAUCUCUCUCCCCUGUCACGACAUCAUCAAGCCAGGGACAGUGAAGCGGCUCAGAGGGGAAGGCCUGCCUUUCCCGAAGAACCCGUCGCAGCGUGGUGACCUCAUCGUGGAGUUUUUGGUCCGUUUCCCCGACAGGAUCCCCCCUCAGUCCAGAGAGAUCAUCAGACAACACCUCCCCCAGUCAUAGGAGGACUCGCCUCCAGCCCCUCCACCACCACACACCCCAAACUAAACCCAGAAAAAUGACCCUUUAUGCCCCUUCAUCCUCUCUUCCCUUAUAUUUUGACCCUUAUUGUAGUUAACCUUCCUGUGUCUUGUGUUAAAAACAGACGCUGUGCUUUGUAGGGACUUCACAGUGGGAGGGUGGAGGAAGAGUGCCAACACAAAUGGCAGUAUCAGGAUGUAAUUACUUGUGUUUGUUUUUGUCUUUUGGCCCAAGCACACACACACACAUAAGCGCCUGAGCAGUGGAGCGCGGUGCUGAGGAGGGGCUCGGGACAAUCAAGGCUUUUGCCGGAACUUCUUUUUCUUAACUCUGUUUUUUACGGAUUUAUCAGUGGUUUUAUAUGCUGUCCACUUCUCUGAUCCUCGUCUUUUUGUGAUAGGAUGAAAGCGUGAGAUAUUUUUUAAAAAGACACAUUUUUUUCCAGGGUUUUCUUUUCCAAAGGAGGUUUCAAAUAGGAUUAUUUAUUUUUACCUUGAGUGUACCAGCAGCUUCGGUGUGUUGAGCGCAAAAACCCCAGUUUUACACGUAACUCUCCCACUGCCGCCUGCGUUUUUCAUGCUUCCAGUCUAAUAAAGCAUUGUGCUUGAAGUCUGUAGGCCGUUUACUGUUUAGUAUGAUCUGUCUCCCCCAUAAUCAACUGUAUUCUGUGCCACGACGCACUUAAAGUCUCGCAUUACUUCAAACAAUACUAGCAUAUCUCAGCUGCAUUGGAAAAUCUGAGAAUGACAAUCACAUACUGUAACAGGUGAUACAAUCUGCACAUUAUAUGGGUGCUUUCCCUUCUGAGCUGUGCUCAAAAGCCUGGCUCGAUAUCUGAGGAACAUUUAGGUGCCUUAGCCCGGUGUCAUACCACAUAUGUGAACACACACACACAUGCACACACACAGGUCACACUGUAAUAUACAUAUAUAUUGUAUAUGUAUAUAUACAACCAGCCAUGUUAAGUGCACAACAGACGAAGCCCUAUGCUGUGUUAGACGUGACCAUUGGGGGCUGGUGAUCUUGAAAAAAGCAGUAAGUAAGCAAUGUAAAAAUCAAUCACAAUAAGGUACUGUAUGUAAGCAAAGACAGGUUUUUAGCCAGAGAUUUGAUACGAAACUGACUAAUUUUGCCAAUACAUCCCUGUAAAGUGCCGUACAAGUACAGGCUAAAUUUCCCAGAGAGAUGGAAGCAUGAAGUUAGUCUGAAGUAAAUAGUUGAUCAUUCCUCUGGGAAACCCAGCUGUGUUGUGUAUAUUCUGCUUUCUCUCUUGUGCCAUCUGAAGGCCAUGUCUUGGUGCUACUGUGAGCAUUGCCAAAAAUAGACCACCUUGGUGUCUACUUUUUGGUUUCAUGGAGUUCUCAGUUUGUGAUUUGAUGACUGCUUCUGUCCUCUGUACCAUCUGUACAUCGAACUUUACGUCUGUUUUUCUUUAUCCAAGUAGAAAACCCUGUUUAGGAAACAGGUUUUGUAAUAUUGCAGCAGCUGUUCUUCGUCUCAGCUGCAGGGGGCUCUGAAAACUCUCUUCAGCUCUUCCUACUGUAGUUUACAGCAAUGAUAAGAUGUAUGUAUGUGGAUGGUUUAUGCAGACAGCCCUAGUAAGUCAUAUAUAUCAUGUCUAUGGGAAAAUGUGUGAAUGCAACAUGUUGAAAAAUGCACUUUUUAUGUCGUAAGAGAUACUGAGAAUACUAUGAGAUGAUGGAAGAGACUUGAAUGACAUUGUCUGAGUGUGUGUGAGUGUCCUGCCUCUCGGAGCCUCAGAGGACACCGGACUGUGGCUACAACCAGAAUGCACAUGUGCUGCUGCUGAAAGACUCACUGCUUAUGUGCAUUUGACAAUAUUUAUGAUCCUUUCAAAAAUGGAAAAAAUAAAACCAAAUGUGUGAAGUUAA